Messenger RNA from Anisakis simplex (herring worm), 318 nucleotides. The record is from the annotation of a GenBank genome assembly. NCBI's taxonomy places the organism in Eukaryota, Metazoa, Nematoda, Chromadorea, Rhabditida, Anisakidae.
AAACCUUCAGGAUCGAGCAAUGUUGUUCCAUCAAGAAUGUCUCCGAUGAGUCUGAGCGGUCUCCACCUAUCGCUUCCCAACAAAACGAACAACUUGAAUCUGUACUCAGACAACCCCUCUUCGAUACCAACAACAACUGAUUCAGACAUGAUUCCAUCGAUGAAUAUCAAUACGACAACGAUCAGUAACGACGAUUCAAUCGCAUCGCCAUCUCCGUCGUCGUCUGGUAUUGUCGCUGAUAUGAACGACUCCAAUUUGGAGACUAAUCAGGUCCGCUUCGAACUUCUCUUCAUACGAUAUCACAACCUUGAACGCUAA